UAUACGUAUGUGUUAUGCCUCUAAAAUAUCGUCUGCUGCGCGCGCGGGUCGGAGUAUUCGGAUGUCGGACUGUCGGAGUGUGUUAUAAAAAGUAUGCAAUUGUUCUCUCUCGUUGAGCUUAUAAAAGUUACCUAUAUAUCUUACGAGUGAACUGUGCGGCAUCGUCCUAACUCCUAAGCAGAGUACCUACUCCCCAGUGCACGAACGCAACGAGCCCCAGGAGACAACUGAUCAUCCGGUGCGGUUCUGUUCUGUCCCGAUAUCGCGAACUUGACUCGUGCACGCUCCGCAGAGUGCAGUUCAGUGUGUGGCACGCUGUCGUCCGCAGUACAUGUUCAAAAUAAGAUAAUUACCUCUACUUUAAUAAGUAUAAUAUUGGCUCUACUCUAUACUGCGAUAUCUGAUCUGCACAAGCUUGUGAUUGCUCGCGAGAGAGUCUGGCUGGGUGUGUGUGUGUGUGUAUAAGUGCGUGUGUCACCAAGGCCACCACGAUACAGAGUCUCGCAUUUCCUUGUUCUGCGAAGUGUUUUUGCACGCGCCCGUGAAUCACCUCUACGUGAUCACCUAGUGGAUGCACAGCAUUUGCAUUGUGUGGAUGGAUAUUGUUGUGUCCAGCAGACUUGAAAAUUUGGAGCUGAUAUAGAAAUUUGCAAUUUAUCGUCGUCAAAGCUUUUAGUGCCCCACGGGGGAACAAGCAGGAGAGCCUGUGUGUGCUCUGUGUGUGUUACCCAUGUGCAAUGUGCACCCUCCUCGCCAUCUUGACGAGGUCGCCGCGUGAUAUUGAACGCAGAGCUUUUUUUCAUUGUCACCAGCAGUAAGUGUAGUGAGAGGUUCGGCGCUUCGGGUUUUCCCUGAUCCAGUUGAACGUACUAGUGUGUGAUAAACUUGAGAAAGCGAGGUUGCACCCCAUGUUGCAAUAACAAGGAAUCUGAAGAUUGGUGUUGGUAAAAAAUAUAAACCAAAUAAAGUAAAAUUACAGGGAAGCAAGUGUAACGCUAGUGCGGCGUCAUGCACAAAACACCAGGGGGAAUGAUCGAGCACGUUGUUAUGGAAUUUCGUGUUCUUAGAAGUCCCGCGUCGGGUAUAUCCGCCAAGCGAAUCGUCUGAAUCAUCGUCAUCAUCAUUGGAAACUCGAGAAACAUCAACCAGCCGGCUGCAUAUUUUAUAAGUACUCCUGAUCGAUAUUUAAGUAUACAUUCUUCAGAAUAGUUGACUUACUUCCUCAGGCUCUCUUUCUGACGCGGGUGCGAGCAUCUGCUGUCCAUUACCUUUUUAUUUUUCUGCAUCAGCAAGCUCAUUGUAUACUUUUUCCUCCUCCCCGCGUCAUUUAUUUAUACUUACUUAAGUGUGAACUUGGUGAAUUAAAAAAAAAAAACUAAGUAAAAUAUUUUGACGUUCUUGCUUUGCUGUUGACACAAGUGUCAUAUAAUUAUAUAUACCUACGUAUUUGCGCGUGCAGUGUCUAAAAUACGAGUGUGCUCCACUCUCUUUUUGAUUAAGAGACAACAAUCAAAAAGUUGGAGGAGAAGAGACAUAAGGAACAAAGUGCGUGCAGCAGAAAGAUCUGCUGAAUAAGUGCUAAGUGGACCGAAUCAAAUCCAAUUUCGUAAGUGCCGCGCCUGUGUCUUACUCUUUUUCUUUCUUUUUUUUUUAAAGUAUCAUACAAACUCUUUCACUCUCGCUUGCGUCAAUUAGUCAGUUGGCGCGCGUUAUUUGGGAUACGCACUCUCAUAGCUCGUAAUGUAUUUGAGAUCUCACAGCAGCAGACUACUUGCGAGAUCAACUGCAGCCUCCGAGCUUCAUCUUGCUGCUCAGACAGCCAAGGCUGUUCAUCUUCCAUUGGCAAGUAUCUUCCUGCUUGAUCAAGACGUCUUCUUGUUGGGAGGUCUCAAGGAAUCCCAAGCUUCAAGAUCACAACAAGAAAUGAGCAAACUCGAGAGGGACAUUGUUGAUUCAAUCGGAUGGCAAAAUCUGACUGAUCCUGGUGACUGACAAGACAUCAGCUUCACCACAAAAGAUACCAAACGAUAGCACUAGCUCUUGUCAAAUGCAAAGCUAUUGCUACGUAUUGAUCUUUGAAAGACUCGUGGAAAAAGACUCCAAAAUGACGCUCACUAUGUGUCGGUAGCAGAUGAGUUUACUUUUUCUUGGGUUCAUAUUCUUGAUUCAACCUCGGAGCAUUUGACACAUAUAUAUAUACAUAUAUAUAUGUUACACACUGAACUUUGGUGAAGAUUACAUACCAUGUAUGUGAUUUGCAUUUGAAGAAUUACAAGCCAAAGAUUAGACAUUUUGUGCGUUUUUAUUCUUAGCUGUUAGUUAUAGAUGUAUGUAUAGAUGUAUCAGUUGAAUAUAUUGUAUGUGUAAAAAUAAAUAAUAUACGGUAGUUAGGAACUGAGGAAAAAAAACAGGGCUUUAAAAAACUAUAGAGAAAAAAAAUCGUUGUUUUAAAAAUGCCAGCUACACCAAAUAAACUCUCCUUGAAUUUCACCAGAAGUAAUUACAGCGUUUUUGGCGUAAGAGCCAACAAUGCUAAUGUAGAUCAGCAAAAAGAGCAAAAAACUGAGCUAUUGGAGGAGACUAGAGGCAACGGCCUUGUACCCUUGAAGGAUGGAGUGGAUUAUGUUAAUCCUGGUGAGGAAGAUCAGAUGGAAAUUUAUGGGUAUAAAAGAAAUACAGUUUACACUGCCGCAACAUGGUUCCUGAUAAUAAUCACGGGUGGAGCAUUAAGACUUUUUUUUCACUGGACUCCACGUUACAUGCUCUAUACCACCCACUCGAAAUGUUCUCUCGAGCAAGCAGAAACGGUGCUGCUAAUCGAGAAGUUUCAGGGAAAGCACACCAGCUACUACGUGAAGAAAAUUAAGACUGUCUCAGCACAGGACAUACGGAAAAAUUAUCAGGACGAAAAAAAUGCCAGCGAAAAAAAUUCACCUUCCAAAUUGUAUGAUUCGCAUUCGGAGCACAACGUUAUUACGGUUGAUCCAGAGCUGGAUCAAGAACAAGCGCCAAUGCCACUGUCAUUUCAUUUAUCUGGUGGUCAUUUCAAGGAAGCGCAAUCAAUCGUCAUGUUCACGUGCAAGAAGCUCAUCUACAUCUGGGACACUGACCGAUGCGAAUACCUGAAGCUGCGAGGUCUAGACACCGGCGUGUUGAGCUCGACUCUCCAUCAGACGCCGGGUCUAAGUGCUGCCCAGCAAAGUAUGCGACGCGGCAUCUACGGCAACAACGAGAUCGUCGUACCAGUCAAGAACUUCCUUCACCUCCUCGCUCUCGAGGUCCUUAAUCCUUUCUACGUCUUCCAGAUCCUCAGCUUCAUCCUGUGGAUAUCCGAUAAUUAUUAUUACUAUGCUGCUGUCAUUUUGUUCAUGUCUAGUUGUGGUAUUGUCAUGGCUGUGCUACAGACUCAAAAGAACCAGCGUAGACUACGAUCGACAGUCUCGUCGUCAGAUAUGGUGACAGUAUUACGUGAUCGUUCGACUGGCGCCACGAGCACUAUUCCAUCCAAAUACCUAGUGGUGGGUGACACACUUGUAAUACCGUCGCACGGUUGUGUGAUGCCGUGCGAUGCUGUCCUCCUCACGGGUAAUUGCAUCCUCAACGAGUCUAUGCUGACAGGUGAAUCGGUACCAGUCACCAAGACUCCCAUGCCUGCAACCAACGAUGUUAUCUACGAGAGCAAGGAGCACGCAAGGCACACUCUGUACUGCGGUACCAAGAUUCUACAAACGCGUUAUUUUGGCAACGAGAAGGUACUGGCCGUAGUUAUUCGUACUGGUUACAACACAAGCAAGGGUGGCCUUGUUCGUUCCAUCAUGUAUCCACCGCCGGUUGACUUCAAGUUCGAGCAGGACUCGUACAAAUUUGUCAUACUUCUCGCUAUUGUUGCCAGCAUCGGAGUCGUCCACACUGUCAUUACGAAAAUUUCGCGAGGCGCCUCAGCAAUGGACAUUAUUGUCAAGGCUCUUGAUCUUUAUACAAUCGUCGUUCCACCGGCUCUUCCAGCCGCUAUGACCAUUGGAAGAUUAGUGGCCCAACAUCGACUGGAAAAAAGCAGAAUCUACUGCACAAGUCCCAGAGCUAUUAAUGUUUCCGGAUCAAUUGAUUGCGUUUGUUUUGAUAAAACUGGCACUUUAACGGAAGAUGGAUUGGACAUGUGGGGCGUAGUCACGGUCUGCACGACAAAAUUCCAAUUACCAAUCAAAGACAUGACUAUUCUCCCGCUAAACGAGGUUCUCAUAGGAAUGGUCACUUGUCACUCAAUCACCAUCAUUGACGGUCAGUUGGUAGGCGAUCCAUUGGAUUUGAAGAUGUUUGAGUCCACGGGAUGGAUACUGGAGGAACCCAACGUCUCGGACACGUCAAAAUUUUCCAUGUUAUUCCCCACGAUUGUUAGACCACCAGACUCUGCAGUUUACCAACAACCAUCGCACAUAAAUGACGAGCUUGGCGCAGACGUCACUGAAAAUUUGACGGCAAAUACAGAAUUAACCGAUGAUGGAGUGGUGAUUGGCAUUGUCAGACAGUUUCCGUUCACCUCGAGCCUACAGCGUAUGAGUGUUAUCAUCAGGACACUCGGUGCUGACCACUACGAUCUUUACUGCAAGGGCAGCCCUGAAAUGAUCCUAAGUCUUUCAAAUCCAGAUUCGAUCCCGCACGAUUUUAACAAUAUUUUGCAAGAAUACACCUCCGAGGGCUAUCGUGUGAUUGCUCUAGCGCACAAAUCGCUUAAGAAACUGUCCUAUGCCAAAGUACAACGCAUGACCCGAGAAGUUGCGGAAACCGAGCUGAACUUCCUAGGGUUCGUGAUUCUGGAGAACCGAUUGAAGCCGGAAACCAUGCCGGUGAUUGCAGCAUUGAACGAAGCGGCAAUCAAAGUGGUCAUGGUGACGGGUGACAAUAUACUUACAGCUUUGUCGGUUGCCCGUGAUUGCGAUAUAGUUAAGCCUGGUGUGCCAGUUAUUGCUGUGACUGCAGUCACGCAGCAAAAUCAAACCCAACCCAGCAUAUACUACACGCGAAGUGAAUCUCAGGGCAGUCAGAGUAAUUCUUCGCCGAUCAUUGCCGGGCCUGAAGGCGACUUUAGCGAGAUCACCGACAUCAAUAGUAUUGUUAGUCUAGAGACCAUUGAAAGUGGCUUUGCUAAUCAUCGGACAGAUUCUGGUCUUAAUUAUUUAUCCGAUAAUAUUCAACGCAAUGGUAAAGGAAAAGGUGUCAAGAAGAACGAUUACGUGUUUGCUUUAACUGGAAAAACGUGGGCAUUGAUAAAGCAAUAUUAUCCUGAGUUAAUACCAAACAUAGUGACUCGUGGAACUAUUUUCGCAAGAAUGUCACCGGACCAAAAGCAACAGCUGGUGCAAGAACUACAAGCUCUCGGUUAUUACGUGGCGAUGGUUGGUGAUGGUGCCAACGACUGCGGUGCUUUGAAAGCUGCUCACACGGGUAUUUCGCUAUCAGACACGGAAUCCUCAGUUGCUUCGCCGUUUACAAGCCGAGACACGAACAUUUCUUGUGUAUUGACAGUGGUACGUGAGGGCCGAGCCGCCCUUGUCACCUCGUUCGGCAUUUUCAAGUACAUGGCUGGCUACUCGCUCAUCCAAUUUAUCUCGGUGAAGCUGCUCUACCAGAUCGAGUCGAACCUCACGGACUACGAGUUUCUUUACAUCGAUCUAUUCAUCAUUUCGAUCUUUGCCUUUUUCUUUGGUAAGACCAAGGCAUACGAGGGACCCCUACACAAAACACCACCUGAAAAUAGCUUGAUUAGCCUUACGCCGGUACUCAGUUUGUUCUCCCAAAUCUUACUCGUCGCCGUGUUUCAGUACUUGAGCUUGUGGAACUUGCGCUCAAUGCAAUGGUUUCGGCCCUUUGAGCCGCCCAAAAAUAAAGACCUCGUUGGCUGUCACGAGAAUUACACCGUGUUCAUCGUUAGCUCGAUUCAGUAUAUUAUUAUUGCCGUUGUGUUUUCCAAGGGUCGUCCUUACAGAAAAGCCAUUUGGACGAAUUACGGACUCUUGGCUUCAUUCAUAUUGCUGAGUGCAUUUUCGACUUACUUGGCCCUCGGGCCGUUCGAGUUUCUUCGAAAUCAGUUUGAGUUGGAGUUACCAGAUGACACGAACUUUAGGCUAUAUCUUCUAGCUUACGGAGUGAUCAACUUUGUACUGGCGAUGUUCAUAGAGUAUUUCUUUAUCGAAUACCUGGUGUUUACAAAAUUGAGAAAGAAGUUGCACAACAUUGAAAAGUCGCCCCAGAAAUUCCGUCUAUUCGAAAGAAAUAUGGCCAAUAGAAUCGACUGGCCACCACUAUCCCCCGAACCAUUACCGGAGGCUGCACCUGACUUGCUGAUUCGGCAGAAUCCAGUUACGGAAAUCAAAAUCGAAAAGCGUGUAUCCGAGAGCGUGCCCUCGGAUUACGCAGUAAUUGGGUCCACCGAACACCAGUGGUCCAACAGCCAACGAGGAAGCCCACCGGACUGCUUGCUGCCUUUCAGAAAUGUGGAUCGUUUUGGUGGAUCAACGCGCGAGGUACCACUCAAUCCGCGCAUGUUGUACGAUGAAAGAAGAAAUACCGUGUCCAUGCAGACAGUGCUUAAUUACUGCGAUGAAAACAGCCAGAAAAUCGAUAAACUGAAUUCAAACGCUAAUAAUCUUGCAAACAAUUUGACGAAACCAAGACUGAGCUCAGAGUCAGCGCGAGAAAUAGACAGAGGCGAAAAGGUCAAAAGAGUGAAAGAGACAAAUCCAAUCGCGACGCUUCCGAGGCAUUCGGCUGCCGUGAACGCAAUCGGUGGCGAGGAGAGAAACCUUAAGAAUGGCUCAGCAGGAAGUUUCAGGUCUGUUAACGAUAAUAAAUCAAUUGCCACUCAGAGCGUACUGGAACUCGAUGUCUUACCGUCUUGAGAUUCAACCACAUAUCAGACGGUAGCGAACUUUUUUUUCUCGCAGAUGAUAAUUUUCGCAGGUUAACGAGUCAAUUCGCAAAAUUUUUUUAUCAUUUAGUUAAUGCUCCGAGAUGCUGUUCGAUUCAAGCGAGAUAGUUACUUAAGUAAUGUUUUUACAUUGGCAGUGCAAUAGUUAACGCCAUGAUAAAAGUAAAGUGCAUUUUAUGCUUAUCGCGAUUCCGAUUUAAUUAUACAUACUUUAGAUGAAUUCUAGAAUGUUAAUGAUUUAUUUUUUUAUAACGUACAUGUUAAUCAAAUGAAUACAUACGAUUUAUUAUGAUUAUUUUUUUUUUUUUAUAAGAGUUUUAAAAGCGAUCUAUUUACGCAGCUUUUACUUUAUUAGCGUAUUGUUGGGUUAAAUGAUUUUUCUUGUGCAAAUAAGGAGAGAAUGGAAUUGUAUUCAAAACAAAACGUAACAGAAGUUUGUUUGGAAACAUUUACAUGCUCUUUUUUUAUAUAUUGCGAUUAUACAGCUGUACACAGAUUUUUAUCCGUAACAAUAUUUUAUUACGUCCUUUACAUCGGUGUAAUGUUUCGUAGUAUUAAACGAUACAUAAAAAAUGUUAAGUUGAUGAUUCGUAUGAAAAUUUAGUUGAUGUGUAGCUGAUUUGUUAUAUUAACAACUUGGUGUUAAAUUAGGACAACUGUUAUCUGAAUUUACUAGAUUUAGAAAAUGUAACUUAGUAAAAGUGAAGUAAGUAAGGUUGAAAUGUGUAAUCAAUUGACGAUUUGUCUGUUUAUCUGUUUUAAUCGAAUCGUGAAAUAAAAUAAAUUGAAUUUUUAAAUUUAUAUACGAUAAUUCGGUUUCAAUGAAUUUGAGUUUCUUUGUUAUAGGUAAAAAUUGUUUGCCGAUUUAGGUAACAAAAAUAAUCAAUUAAUGAUGUAAGUAAUUAAAAUGCUGAUUUAUACGGUGAAAUAACAAGUUAUUGAACUACAAAACUCUUCAGUCUUUGAUAAAAAAAAAAAAAAAUAAAAA
Molecule: messenger RNA, 7913 nt
Organism: Copidosoma floridanum
Lineage: Eukaryota; Metazoa; Arthropoda; Insecta; Hymenoptera; Encyrtidae
Gene: anne
Product: polyamine-transporting ATPase anne boleyn
Biological process (GO): intracellular calcium ion homeostasis; polyamine transmembrane transport
Cellular component (GO): membrane
Molecular function (GO): ATP hydrolysis activity; ATP binding; polyamine transmembrane transporter activity
Source: RefSeq, a predicted model, not a curated record